CAGUCUAGAAACAAUUGGAGCUGGAGGUCCUGACGUUGCACAUCCAAGAUUCUCAGAAGCUUUGCCAACAAGUGUCCCAAAUACCAACCCUAGGCCUCCAGUGUUUUUUGUUACGACUGGGCAGACACAGCUGUUGAACUACUCCUUCCGAACUGGCGAAGAGUUUGCUCUUGAAUUCAUGCAAAACAGGGCAAACACAACGAAGCCUUUGGUUCCAAUCAUCUCUGAUGACAGGACCAUCAGCACCAGCUUCACUCCUUGGGGGGAAGAAGCUAAUAUUUCUGGAGAUAAACCAUCAAAGAAGCUGUUGACAUUUCCUCCAUUCAGUGAAACAAGCAGUCAAGGAUCAAAUAAGAGGAACCUGCAAGAGAUAUAUAACUCUGGAUCAACUAGAAUGAAGUUUCUCUGCAACUUUGGUGGCAGAUUCCUACCAAGGCCAAUAGAUGGCAAGCUCCGGUAUGUUGGUGGUGAGAAGCAUCUGAUUCAGAUUAGCCGGGGAGUGUCAUGGCAAGGAUUGAUCUGCAAGACAACCAAACUCAUCAGGCAAGCUCACAUAGUCAAGUACCACUUGCCGGGGGAACAAGUGAAUGUGCUCAUUUCUGUUGCCUCCAAUGAUGAUGUUCACCAUAUGAUUGAUGAGUGCAUUGUACUAGAAGAAAGCAAAGAACGGCCAGCUUUGUACCUAUUUACAGAUGAAGAUGAUGAGCACCAUGUACAUUUUAUGGUAGGGAGCUCAUCAGAUGAAGAUACUGAAGCACAAUACAUUGCUCUAAUAAAUGGGUAUGGAUACACUGGACCAGGAGACAAGUUAAGUGCACAAGGUCCGGGGAGUACAUCAGCCAGUGAUCUGGAUCAGCUGAUAUUUGACAUUGAUGAUGAAGGAUCAGUGACAGGGAGGACUGAAGAAGCCCCAUCAUGCGUUAGGAGCAAGUGUUCACAAAAUAGUGUUACAGUUCCAUCGAAGGCAUCCAGGAUCCCCCUACAUAAGAUUCCUCCCAUUGUCAUGGAACAAAUGACCAAUCAAGACUCUGCUAUACGGAGUGAUGAAGGCAAAGCAAGCUCCUAUCCUGCCACAAAGUCAAGAAAUAUUAACACUGCUUCAUCUAUGCCAUUGGAAUUCGCAUAUCCAUCUAAGUGGGAGCGAAACGGUAGUAAUGGCACAUCAAGGAAGACUACUGAACUGCAAAGGACAGCAACCAGCAUGUCAAAGAUUGGCCAAAAUGCGGAAAGAAAUAAGGAAAAGGAAAGCACGGCAUUAAUAACAGAGCUGGUCAUACCAUCAGACGAGAACAGUUUGAGGGUGCCAUCACUGAGUUCAAACUACAGCAGCCCAACUCAACAUACCAGUCCAGUUAACAAGUUGCUGAGAGAACAGACUGAGACAAUCAUCCAAUUUAUCCAGCCUAACAAUUCAAUAAAUUUUGAGAAGUUGGUGACAGAAGAUCCUGUUGGAAGAGCUGUAUAUGAAAUGCUUGCAUCUCCUUCAGGAGAUUAUCAAAAACCAGUGCACAAAUGCCUGAACUCUGAUGAAAGCAUGAUAGACGCAAUAAGGUAUAGCUCCCAAGGAGACACCGCCCCUUAUUCCGAUACAGAUCAGCUCACCAAAAUUAGAACCACUCAGUUGCAUAACCGGACAGAGUGGCCUGCUCCUACCCAGCCAUCUGAGUCAAAUGAAGCAGGAGCUCGCAUUUUGUGGGACAACACACACAUCAGUGUGAAUCCAUACACCCAUGAGCAGGUAUUUUCAGUAAAUACCGCUGGGAGUAUAGAGCAUACACUUCCUGAUGUUAUGUGCAGUGGUGCUGACAAGAACGAUGAUCCUUCUAUGCCAAUUAUCUAUGACAGAGAAAUAGUACCUUCCCCACGUCCUUUUACAUCUUCAGAAAGCAAGGCAGCUGAGCUACAGAAAAAUGGUCCUGUACAGUCUUCAAGGGACAAAGAACAAGCUUCUCCCAGUAGCGGACAACACGACAUACAAAUUGUUAGGUUCACUUCACUUGGAGGCGAUGGCAAACAUAUGCAAGUUGGAGCUUCGUCGGAAGAAGUUACAGAAAAUUUUGCAUCACCAAUCUCAGAGCUUGAGGUAUAUGAAACCAGGGAAAAUAAACUAGACCUUCCUGCAAAUGUAACAUUGGGUAUAGAUAUUAUAAGCAAUGUCCAGAUAAUAAGCAACGAGGACCUCGAAGAUCUGCAGGAGAUGGGCUCUGGUGCAUUUGGAACUGUCUUUCAUGGAAGAUGGAGGGGAACAGAUGUUGCCAUCAAACGGAUAAAGAAUAGCUGUUUCAUGUAUCCAUCAUCUGAGACAGAUAAACUGAUUGUAGAAUUUUGGAGAGAAGCAGCCAUCCUCUCGAAACUUCACCAUCCUAAUGUGCUGGCAUUCUACGGGAUUGUGAAUAAUGGACCUGGGGGGACAUUAGCAACUGUGACAGAAUUCAUGGCCAGCGGAUCCCUCAAGAAAGUCCUUCUGCGCAAAGAAAAAUUUCUGGACAGGCGUAAACGGAUAACUCUUGCUAUGGAUGUGGCUAUAGGAAUGGAAUACUUGCAUUCCAAAGAUAUAAUUCAUUUCGAUCUGAAGUGUGAUAAUUUGCUGGUGAAUCUCAAUGAUCCAUCUCGUCCCAUAUGCAAGGUAGCUGAUUUUGGUUUGUCCAAGGUGAAACAGACUACAAUGGUCUCUGUUGGAAUGAGAGGAACUCUUCCAUGGAUGGCUCCUGAAAUGCUUGAAAUGAGCAGCAAUAUGGUAUCAACCAAGGUUGAUGUGUAUUCUUUUGGAAUCAUAAUGUGGGAAAUACUCACGGGCGAGGAGCCAUAUGCUGGCAUGCACCAUGGAGGAGUUAUAGGAGGAAUUUUGAGCAACACAUUGAGGCCACCAAUACCAGUAUCAUGUGAUCCCCAAUGGAGGGAACUCAUGGAGCAGUGCUGGUCAAACGAGCCUGAGAAAAGACCAACUUUCACAGAAGUGGUGAGCCGCCUCCGUUUAAUGCUAGAAGCCAAUUACAACAGGCCACUGGUCUAACUUCCAUAAGGACCACUAUCUGUCUAUGUUUUGAGUCUACGGUGCAAACCGUACCUGUGUGUAGAUUCAUAUUGUUCAGCACGUCUCUUUCAGCAAACCUUUUACACUGUGUGUUAUUCGAUCUGUAUAUGUAUGCGCUGGUAUUUGGAUUGGGCCAUGUGCACGAGCAUGAUGCAUCUAAGGUUUAUCUGUUGUGGUGCUGUUAGAGAACUAAAAGUGAAGUUUAAUGCAAAUUUCACCUCUAUAGCAUUUUUA
Molecule: messenger RNA, 3268 nt
Organism: Setaria italica (foxtail millet)
Lineage: Eukaryota; Viridiplantae; Streptophyta; Magnoliopsida; Poales; Poaceae
Product: fibroblast growth factor receptor 2
Exons: 7
Coding region: 179-3013 (944 amino acids)
Biological process (GO): signal transduction; protein phosphorylation
Cellular component (GO): cytoplasm
Molecular function (GO): protein binding; protein kinase activity; ATP binding
Source: RefSeq, a predicted model, not a curated record